CCCCAACUGGUCAGUCUGCCCACCGCCUGGCGUCUGCGAGUCCGCGGCAGGCCCCUGGCGCAGGCGUCCAGACCUUCCCUUUCGGAGGCGGGGGUCCGAGUCCUGUCUUUUCUUUCCUGGGCGUCCACCUGCGGGAGGAUCGUUGAGGUCACUGGGGAGAACAACCACAUCUGAAAGUCUGGGGCCCGCUACACCAAAUCAUUCUGUGCCCAGGAUCAAUAGCAAACCUUCCUUUUGACCUGUCAGAGAAAAAAAAUUCAUCAUCCUAGAAUAUGGCAGGUAAAAAAGUGCUCAUCAUCUAUGCGCACCAAGAACCUAGAUCUUUCAAUGGAUCCUUGAAGAAAGUGGCUGUGGACGAACUGCACAAGCAGGGCUGCACUGUCACUGUUUCGGAUCUCUAUGCCAUGGACUUUGAGCCGAGAGCCACAAGGAAAGAUAUCACUGGUCCUCUUUCUAAUCCCGAGUUCUUCAGUUACGGGGUGGAAGCGUAUGAAGCCUGCAAGAAGAGGUCUCUUACCAGUGACAUACUUGAUGAGCAGAAAAAGGUUCAGGAAGCUGAUCUAGUGAUAUUUCAGUUCCCACUGUACUGGUUCAGUGUGCCGGCCAUCCUGAAGGGCUGGAUGGACAGGGUGCUGUGCCAGGGGUUUGCCUUUGACAUCCCAGGAUUCUAUGAUUCCGGUUUUCUCAAGGAUAAAUUGGCCCUCCUCUCGAUAACCACGGGGGGCACAGCCGAGAUGUACACGAAAACUGGAGUCAGUGGAGAUUUUAAAUACUUCCUGUGGCCCCUCCAGCAUGGUGCAUUGCACUUCUGUGGAUUUAAAGUCCUUGCCCCUCAGAUCAGUUUUGCUCCUGAGUUUGCAUCAGAAGAAGAAAGAAAGGCGAUGGUGGCGUCUUGGGCCCAGAGGCUGAAAACCAUCUGGAAGGAAGAUCCUAUCCCCUGCACACCCUCUUGGUACUUUGGGCAAUAACGCUCUCUGUCAUGUACACAUCACACGAGCAACACACCAGGAGAUGCAAGCACAUGCAAAGAGAACACGAUGCUGUAAUAACAUUAAAUUAUAACAAAGUUA
This is a messenger RNA of Phyllostomus hastatus (greater spear-nosed bat), 1070 nucleotides long. It is a transcript of the gene NQO2, whose product is annotated as N-ribosyldihydronicotinamide:quinone reductase 2. The record is from RefSeq and is a predicted model, not a curated record. The coding region runs from base 273 to 968 and encodes 231 amino acids. NCBI's taxonomy places the organism in Eukaryota, Metazoa, Chordata, Mammalia, Chiroptera, Phyllostomidae. Gene Ontology annotation, cellular component: cytosol. The transcript has 7 exons. Gene Ontology annotation, molecular function: NAD(P)H dehydrogenase (quinone) activity.